Melanotaenia boesemani (Boeseman's rainbowfish) is the source of this 7319-nucleotide messenger RNA. RefSeq names its product NBAS subunit of NRZ tethering complex (gene nbas). Gene Ontology annotation, molecular function: SNARE binding. The coding region runs from base 18 to 7139 and encodes 2373 amino acids. The record is from RefSeq and is a predicted model, not a curated record. Lineage: Eukaryota; Metazoa; Chordata; Actinopteri; Atheriniformes; Melanotaeniidae. Gene Ontology annotation, cellular component: endoplasmic reticulum membrane; Dsl1/NZR complex. Gene Ontology annotation, biological process: retrograde vesicle-mediated transport, Golgi to endoplasmic reticulum. The transcript is spliced from 53 exons.
AGCUGGGUUCAGUAAACAUGGCUGAAGAAAGCUUGAUUGAAAGCGAAGAUGAAAACAUUUUGUAUGAUUUACUUGUUAUUACUGAAUGGCCUUCAGAGACAGACACCCAGCUACGUGGGAACAAGGAGCACAGCACCUCCAUAAUUGCAAAAGCAGUGACGGGACCAUUCCGCUUAAUCCUUCACUAUUUGUGGUAUAGCCCCUCCAGCUCAUCUCUGCCUCUCGGUCUGGUUCGACUGGCAAACAAGCAGAUCAGCUGGCAGCUGGUUCUUUCAAGUAAUGGGAAACUGUUGGCAGUGGUUCAAGACCAGUGUGUGGAAAUUAGGUCUGUGAGGGAUGACUUUGGUUCAGUCAUUGGAAAAUGUCAGGUACCUAAGGACCCAAACCCACAGUGGCGAAGGGUGGCGUGGAGCUCUGACUGCACCUUGCUGGCCUAUGCUGACAGCACCGGCACUGUGCGCCUUUUUGACCUCAUAGGCAGCGAACUCUUUGUCAUCCCCCCGGUGGUGAGUUUCCCUGGAGAUUUCAGUUGUGCAGUUGCAGGUCUGAUCUUCUUGGAGUACACAGGCGGUGCUCAGUGGUCAGCCGAGCUCCUCGUGAUCACAUACGGCGGUGGGCUGAAGAGCUAUCUAGUAAGUGUGGGAACCAAUCAGAACUUUCAGGAGAACCAUGCCUUCAGUUUCUCUACCCACUACUCUCAUGGCAUCACUUCAGCUGUUUACCACCCAGGCCACCGAUUGCUGCUUGUCGGGGGCUGUGAAUCAGGGGAUGACAGUGUGUCCAAGGCCUCUUGCUGUGGCAUCACAGCCUGGAGGGCGCUCUCUGGCUCACCACAUUACAAGCAGGUCACCAGCUAUGAGGACGAUAUCAAUCAGAAUCAGAAGAGAGGUUUCUUCAGGAUUCCCAGCUUUAGGUUGUUUUCAAGACAAGGAAAUGAAAAGGAUGGUGUAUUUCGAAUGAGUCUGAGCCCUGAUGGCACCCUGCUGGCUGUAAUCCACUUUUCUGGUCGUUUGUCUCUCUGGGAUGUCCCUUCACUUAGACAGAGAGCCACAUGGAGCCAAGACCAACAGCCAGGAUUUGAGGAGAUCAACCCGGAGUGGAAAACAUCACUGGAGAGAAGAAAGAAAAUAAAAGAUAAGGAGCAGUACUACCCACUGGUGGAUGUGAAUUGGUGGAGCGACAAUGUACUGAUUCUGGCUCGCUGCUCUGGUUCGGUCACCGUCUCAUCUGUCAGGACAUUGCGUAACCUUCUGGGGAAAUCCUGUGAAUGGUUUGAGCCUUCGCCUCGAGUCACCGCUGCGCACGACGGGGGCUUCCUGAACCUGGAGUGUGAAGUGAGGCUGGCCCAUAAGCGUGUGCGCCUGGAGAGCAACCUCGAUGGCGGGGCGAGCGACGAUGAGGAGGGAGAUGAUGGCGGAGACUCUGACUCAGAUGAAGAGUCCUCUGCUAAAGCUCGCUACUUUGGCUACAUCAAGCAGGGCCUGUAUUAUGUGACAGAGAUGGAACGAUUCGCUCCACCACGAAAGCGCCCUCGCACAGUUAUCAAGAACUACCAUCUGGUCAGUCUGAGGUCAACCACGCCAGAGGAGCUGUACCAGAGGAAGAUUGAUAAUGAGGAAUAUGGUGAAGCCCUGUCUCUGGCCCAGGCAUAUAAUCUGGAUUCUGACCUUGUCUAUCAGAGACAGUGGAGGAAGAGCACGGUCAGCAUUGCCUCAAUACAAGAUUAUCUGAGCAAGAUCCGCAAGCGCUCAUGGGUGUUGCACGAGUGUGUUGAACGCGUUCCUGAGAAUGUUGACGCGGCCAAAGAGCUGCUGCAGUACGGCCUGAAGGGAACCGACCUUGAGGCCCUCAUAGCCAUAGGAAACAGGGAAGAUGGUGGCAGGUUUAUCAUGCCAGGGGACGUGGACCUUGAUGACCUUCCUUAUGAAGACAUCCUGUCAGAUGACGAGGAGCUGGAGAGGAAGAGGGAGAAUGAAAACAGGAAGAGACGAGAGCUGCUGGCCAAGGUUGACUUUAGCAGGCUGACUCUGGAGCAGAAAGAACUGUGUCGGAGCCGACUGAAACUGCUUUCCUACCUGGACCGGCUGGCAACAUAUGAGGAGAUACUUGGCGGACCCCAUGCUGCGGAGCAGAAAUAUGAUGCCGAGUUCUUCAAGAAGUUCCGAAGUCAAAAUAUUGUCUUGUCAGCAAGAAACUACGCCAGGGACAGUAAUGUGCAGGCUCUGGAUAUUCUCUUCACCUAUCAUGGAGCAGAGCUCCUACAGCAUCGGCUGGCUCUCCUCUACAACUUCCCAGAAACCACAUCUCCUCAUGAGUACACCAUCUUACUGCCUGAAGCCUGUCUGGAUGACAGAGGUGAGCUGGUGCUGAUUCCUUGGGAUGAGCAGAGGCACAGAGAGAUGGACUGGUGCGAGGCAGAGGAGUGCAGAGUGGUGCUGGACCAGAACUUGUUUGAUGAAGAUGGUUUCCUGUAUGAGGAGGCUCCGGAGCUGUUGAGAUUUCGCACAGCCACACCCUCCAUCGAGCUGCUCACUGACUGGUACCAGAGCAGAGCCCAGGAUAUCGACUCCUGCUCUAGACAGGUGGACUGCGCCCUGUCACUGGUGCGUUUGGGGAAGGAGCGGGAGAUUCCAGGCCUGGAGCUCUUGUGUGAUGACUUGGUCACGAUGGAAACACUUGUGUAUGAAACGUCAUGUGAAUUAAGUCUGACAUUAAAAGAUCUACAGAAGCUCAGUGAUAUUGACAAACUCCGCCUGCUUAUGAAAAAUUCCAGCACAGAGCGUUAUGUGAAAGAUGCUUUCCAGUGGAUGGUGCCAUUCCUACACCGCUGUGAAGGACAGAGGGAGUCUGCUGCCAAGUCUCUGCUCGCUGAGUACCUGGUCAGCCUGGCCCAGCUUGACCUCACCCUGCCCCUCAUCAUUUUCCAGCACUCAAAACCUAACUGUCAGCAGAAGAUCAUCGGGGACCCAGACCAGCUGAUGGAAGUUGCUUUGGAGUGCAUCUACAGCUGCGAGAGAGACGACCAGCUCAGCCUCUGUUAUGACAUCCUGGAGUGUCUGCCGCAGAGAGGCUAUGGACCAGAGAUGGACAUCACUGCUUCUCUUCAUGACCAGGUGGACAAGCUUGAAAAGCACCUCAGUGUGGUGGAGGUUCUGGAGAAACAUGGCCUACAGAAACCUAUCUCUUAUGUGAAGAACAGCCAGAACAGUGAAGAGGAGGCCCACCAGUUAAUGAUCAAACUGUGCCGUCACACUGGCCGCAAAAACCCUCCAGUAAGUGAGACGGUGUGGAGAGGUUUACAGCAGGACUUGCUGGAUAUGCAGCAGAACGUUUACACUUGCCUAAAGCCAGAGACGUGUCAUCAGGUCUUUGUUGAGUCCCUGCUGUGCUCCAGCCGUGUGGAGAACAUACGCCUGGCAGGACAGCUCAUGCAUUGCUCCAAGGUCAGUCAGGAUGUCCCUGUCAGCUUGUCUUUCCGGGGAAAAGGUUAUUCUCUGAAGGUGGCCUACAAUAACAGUGUGGAAUUGGUGUUGGCUGCUGCCAGAGAGUACUUCAACUCCUCCACAGCUCUUACAGACCCCUGCAUGGGCCUUGCCAGGGCAUGUCUUCAGCUGAUCACAGACUGUCCUCCGGCCAUUCAGGAAGAGCUAGACCUCAUCAGUGCCCUCAGCCAGCUGGAAGACUUCGGUGUUCGUAUCCUACCACUGCAAGUUCGACUUAGUUCAAACCGUCUAUCUCUCAUAGAGGAGUGCAUCGCCCACUGUUCCACCGCCUACAAACAGUCAACCACUCUGCUCAGUCUGGCCUCACAUCUCCGAGUGUCAGGAACUGAUGAGGCCAUGCGAAAAGGCCAAGUGCUAAUCCUGCUGGCAGAGCAAGCUCUCCAGUGUUUGGACUUCAAGGCCUCUUACAUCCACUGUCAGGACCUCAUGGCUGCAGGUUACGGUCCAGCGUGGGAGGUGUGCAGUUUGCUUGGUCAGUGUGAGGGUUAUGAAGACCUUCGGGCACGACAAGAGCUGUUAGCCUUCUCUCUCACGCACUGUCCCCCCGAUAACAUCCACAGCCUCUUAGUUGCCUCCAGUGACCUGCAAACUCAGGUGUUGUACCAGGCUGUUAAUUACCAAAUGGAGCCUGGCCUUACUGGGACUGGACAGGAAGUUGAUGAGUCAGACUCUCAGACGACCUCCACACCCUCUGUGGGCUUUCAUGUGAGGACAGCAGGGCACCUUCUGCACAAAACUACAGCCAAGACCAUGGAGGUACUAACAACUACAGGACUAACGACUAAGGCCGUGCUGAGUGCAGUCAGUGACCACCGCUGGUGGAAGGAAUCGCUCAGAAACCUCAGGCCACUGCAUGGUCAAGACGCAGGAGCCACCAGCCAGGAAGGGGUGCGUGAGAACUUAAACCUGGAGCGCCAAGGCUGCAGCCCCCUUUGUCAGGAACUCAUUGAGGAUCCCUAUGUAGACCCAACUCAAGACGUGUACUCAUGCUACAAAGAAAUGCCUCAGGAAAACUUUGCUGAAGUUCUGCUGAGGACGGGCAAACUGGCUGAGGCCAAAGCUGAAGGAAAAACCAUCUUCCCUGCAACAGAGGUUUUGCUGCAGCUGGCCAAUGAUGCAUUUCCUAGGGACAUGAUGCUGGCUCUGUCCUACUUACUGGCCCUGCCUCAGGUAUUAGAUGCCAACAGGUGUUUUGAGAAGCAGUGCCACUCUGCCUUGUCCCUCCAGCUGGCUGCUUACUACUACUCCCUGCAGAUCUACUCCCGCCUCAUGCCCUGCUUCAAGGACAAGAACCACACACUCUACCAGGCUGACCCAAAGGAGCUGAUUCGACUGGUCACACAGCAUGUGUCCUCCUACUCUGACUGGCCGGAGGAGCUGCAGAAGUUGAUCAGCCAGCUGCACGUGUACAACGAGCGCCUGACGGACUUCACCCAGGCUCAGGUGUUGCAGGGUUUGGGUCGUGGUGUUGAUGUUCAGCGCUUUAGCUCUGACUCGGAUUACAAGAAGGAGACUAUCCUUGGUCUCACUGAGACUCUGGAUGACAGCGUGUACAGAAUCGCCCUGUCACUGGCGAAGCGCUACAAUGUUCCUCUGUGGGAGGUCUACAUGACUCACCUCGAGUUCCUCUUUACAGAUAGCGGCCUUUCCACUAAGGAUAUUGAAUCCCGCAGUGAUUCCCUCGGCCUCUUUGAGACUUUGAAAUGUGACCCAGAGGCUUUUCACAGCCAUAUGGCCAAAUAUGUUUAUCCCACGGUGGAAGGAACCGACCUGGGUCGCCUGCUCUACUACUACACCUUACUAGAUGCUGCAGGGUGUCAACCAUACGUCACCACCACCAUCAAGCCAGACUCGCAUGUCAAACUUUUGAAGAAGCUUCGAGCUGUUGCCAACGGUGUGGACUACCGAAAGAUGACUGAUGAAUCCUCUGAUCCGUUGGCCAUUUUACAACCAGUUCUGACCAGUCAGAACGUGCUGUCCAUCUCCAAACUUGCCAAUCGUCUGCCUUUGCCUGGUGGUGGAGGGGCAACAGUUUCACCCAGUGCAGUCCAUAAAGUAUGGCUGCAGAAAUUGUUUUGGAAGGGAGACCUGCAGCUGUUAAAGAGACCUCCACAGAGCAGCCAAGACUACCUGCAUGCUUACGACACCUGCGCCAAAUUCUUUGACAGGCUGGUCCCCGCUGAUGCCAUCCGCUUUCUGGACAGUAUCACUUUCUCUCCUGAUGCAGCUAAAAAUCUGAGCAUCCAAGCACGGUUGGAGGUGAUAAAACGAGCCACAAAAGCCCUGCGCCAGCUGGGUGAAAAGAGCAGGAAGAGAGGAGGUGAUCGUUGUGAGGAGCAGGACGGGAUGGACCCAGUAGGAAUUACUUUUGAUGAGGCGCUAGCACACCUGCAGCAAUCGCAGGCACACCUGGACACUCUGAGUCAUGCCUUCAUUUUGUCACUCAGAGACAGCCAGCAGGAACAGCUGCAGGGCUACAGUCAUAUUUAUGACUUGUCGCGUUCUGAGAGGUCAAAAGUUUGCGAGCUAGCAGUAACCAUGGCAACUGAUGGACAGCCUUUGGACCAGAUUAGAGAGCUUCUGCAUGUGGCUGUUGGACCCCUUGACCUAUCUGUAAAAACUGUGCUCCAAGAGGCAGUGAAGAGAGUUGUGGCUGCACUCAGUGGAGACCCAGGCAUCUUGACAAAUUUCCCACAACCCCUCAAGGUCUUGGAGGCUCUGGUGACCGCUGUGCACAACAAUGUGCAGAAUGGUGACAGCUCAGUGACUUCAGAUGACCUGCUGGCUUGGCUGCGCCCAUUCUGCGGUGACGCAUCUCUGCCUGUGAAGCCUCGCAUCGACGUGCUCCAGAUCCUAGAGAGCAACUUCAGUCUCCGAGAUAGUGACGUCCGUCUUCUGCUGCUUUACAGAUCUCAGGCUGUCCUCAAAGACAGAGAGGUCCAAAUAGAGGAUGUGGAGAAUGAGGACAAAAGAUAUGCCCUUUUCCAGGAGAUGUUGGAUUCAGCACACAAGUGGGAAGACUUUCAGUUGAUCAUGCUUCUUCUACAAGCAUGGCCACCUAUGAUGAAAGAGGAAGUGGCACAGUCGGAGCAGAGCCCCUGGGUGAUGCUAACCUCUAUGCUGCUGACCCGCUGUCAGGCGUCAGAGGCCAGUGUAGACCUGGGUCAGCAGGUUGUCACCAUGGUGAGGUCCCUCUAUAACACCAAACACAAGCUUCCUGUGCAGUGUAUCGGACACAUAGCAAACCUGCUUCUCCAAAACCAGCCGAGACUCCUGCAGCCUGCACUCAAACUGAUGUGUGAAAGCGGUGAUGAGCAGCUGCUGCAGUUGAGUCUGGAUCAGAUCAACAGUAUGAGUGAAGAGACGGCCUCCUCCUGCGAUGCAGAACUGCUGUCAUUGCUCUUGGAUGCAGGCCUCUUGGUGGGCUGCAUCUCCUCGACCCUGUACCCCCUGCUCAGCUCCCACAUGCUGUCCCACCAGCAUGAAGGAGGCUGGGAUGUGGAGAAAGCUGCUGCAGAACUGAUGGCAGCAGGCCAUGGGCCAGAGGCAGGUUCCCUGCUGUUGGCCCACCGUGGAACUCACCAGGCCCAGUUCACCUUCAACUCUGCUUUGGCUGUUCUCAAGAAAUGGUUAUGAAGGGAGGUGGGAGGAAGAGGGGGAGCAAGAUGUGAUAGAAGGCGUGUUGAACUGCAGCAUUAAAGCAAAGGAAGGGAGAAUGAGAAGGCUGAGAUCUGAAGUAUUCAUUGUGAGGCCAGAAGAGAGAGAAUACCAGGCCAUACGUCUGCAUUUAUAUCUUUAAUCAGGUUCAGGGUACAU